Penicillium longicatenatum is the source of this 1065-nucleotide messenger RNA. RefSeq names its product 4-hydroxybenzoate octaprenyltransferase. The record is from RefSeq and is a predicted model, not a curated record. Gene Ontology annotation, cellular component: mitochondrial inner membrane. Lineage: Eukaryota; Fungi; Ascomycota; Eurotiomycetes; Eurotiales; Aspergillaceae. Gene Ontology annotation, biological process: ubiquinone biosynthetic process. Bases 1 to 1065 code for a protein of 354 amino acids. The transcript has a single exon. Gene Ontology annotation, molecular function: 4-hydroxybenzoate polyprenyltransferase activity.
AUGGCUUCAACUAUCACUCGUCUCCAGCAUGUCAUCACAGCCGACAAGACCACCUUGAAGCUCAAUGCAGCGGCUUCUUCUCUCCCCGCAGUACCUACUCCAGCGAAGAAAGGCGGCCUCCUCGCCUCUUUACCCCCUUCCCUAGUCCCAUAUGCCGAGCUCAUGCGGCUUCACCAGCCCGCAGGAGUAUACGCCUCACUCGUGCCGACAUUAAUCGGACUCUUUUUGGCAGCCGCAUCUCCAAAGUUGACCCCAUCAUCGAUUUCGCGCAUAUCUCCGCUUACUCUCCUAACCAUCACAAUCACGCACAUUGUGGGCAAUACGCUUCUCCGCGGCGCUGCCUGUGCAUACAACGAUGCCAUAGAUGCGCCAUAUGACCGUCUUGUUGCACGUUGCAAAUCGCGGCCAGUUGCGCGUGGAGCAGUGACCUCCCUUCAAGCUCAUAUGUUUGCACUCCCUGUAUUUGGGCUAUGGAUCGUCACAUUGUUUACUCUUCCGUCACCCGAAACUGUGGUUGCUCCAGCAGCUCUUCUCACUGCCACAAUGGGUAUCUACCCCUUCUGCAAGCGUAUCACACACUUCCCACAACUGGUACUUGGAAUUUCACUUGCAUUGGCGCAGGCCAUCGGAUACGGCUCAUUGGGAGUCAGUUUCUCUAACACGGAUCUUCCCACGCAAAUUGGUCUCGGAUGCCUUUAUGUGUCAUACGUGGUGCAUACGAUGAUCUAUGAUACGGUGUAUGCUCACCAGGAUCUGGAAGACGAUCUCAAGGCGGGCAUUCUGAGUAUGGCAGUGUUAUGCCGUGGGCGGACGAAAGUCGUCUUGAGUAGGUUAGCAGCUGUGGAGGUGGGGUUGUUGGCAGCAACUGGAUGGACACUAGGAUUGGAGGGACCAUCAUACAGGGUUGGCGCGGUUGGGGGUACUGCGAUGGCUUUGGGAACCAUGGUUAAAUCAGUACGGCUGGAUGAGCCCAAGAAUUGCCGUAUGUGGUUUGCGAGGUUGUUGUGGUGGAUGGGGGCCUGUGUGGUGGGGGGAUUGGCAGGGGAGUAUUGGCUCAGAGUUUGA